Molecule: messenger RNA, 1054 nt
Organism: Sodiomyces alkalinus F11
Lineage: Eukaryota; Fungi; Ascomycota; Sordariomycetes; Glomerellales; Plectosphaerellaceae
Product: D-arabinitol 2-dehydrogenase
Exons: 2
Coding region: 1-882 (293 amino acids)
Cellular component (GO): intracellular anatomical structure
Molecular function (GO): oxidoreductase activity, acting on NAD(P)H, oxygen as acceptor
Source: RefSeq, a predicted model, not a curated record
AUGAACCCGGAGCCCCGAGAGAACCCUGCGACAGAGCUCAAACCCCCGUCAGAUUUCGAAGUUGGGCAAAAAAGGUUUGCCGAUUUCGACAUCAAGGAUCGCGUCUUCAUCAUCACCGGUGGUAGUCAGGGCCUUGGCCUGUCGAUGGCCGAGGCAGUGGCAGAGGCUGGCGGGAAGGUGUAUUGCUUCGAUAUCUUUCCUGAGCCCAACGGCGAGUGGGAAGCGGCCCAAAAACGCGUCGCCGAGCUUUCAGAGAAUACGGGGUCCCUCAUUUACCGACAGCAAGAUGUAAGAGAUGUGGAAGGCCUCGGUAAGCAGAUCACCGAGAUCGCCGAGGAGAACGGCCGACUCGACGGCGUCGUCGCCGCCGCCGGCAUCCAGCAGAUCACCCCGGCCACCCAGUACAAGCCCGAGGACGUCUCCCGCAUGAUGGACAUCAACUUCCAGGGCGUCCUCAUGACCGCCACCUCGGCCGCGCGCCAGAUGUUCCGCUACAAGUGCCGCGGCAGCAUGGUCUUCAUCGCCAGCAUCUCCGGAACCGUCGCCAACAAGGGCCUCAUCUCCCCCGUCUACAACUCUUCCAAGGCUGCCGUCCAGCAGCUCUCCCGCAACCUUGCCAUGGAGUGGAGCCCCAUCCGCCCCGACGGCACCGGCGGGAUCCGCGUCAACUGCAUCAGCCCCGGCCACAUCCUGACGCCCAUGGUGCGGAAGAACUUCGACGAGGUCCCCGGCCUGCGUCAGAAGUGGGAGGGCGAGAACAUGAUGGGCCGCAUUGCCGAGACCCACGAGUUCAAGGGGGCUGCGCUGUUCCUGCUCAGCAAUGCUAGCAGCUUCAUGACUGGUAGCAAUAUCAUCAUGGAUGGUGGACAUACUGCCUGGUAAAUUUUGGCACUGGAGGAAAGAAAGCAAAAGAAAGCCGAAUGGACAUGUCACAUAAUAUGCCACGAAAUAGGGGAACGGUCAGAUGGGGGGAAGCAUGGCGCAGGCGCUCUGUCGGAGCAUUUCAUUUUGUCUUCAUGUUUUCUAUGGCACAGGGACGGUCCCGACUCCCGAC